Mytilus trossulus (common blue mussel) is the source of this 1343-nucleotide messenger RNA. Its product is annotated as epidermal differentiation-specific protein-like. Gene Ontology annotation, molecular function: structural constituent of eye lens. Gene Ontology annotation, biological process: visual perception; lens development in camera-type eye. The coding region runs from base 60 to 1136 and encodes 358 amino acids. The transcript is spliced from 9 exons. Lineage: Eukaryota; Metazoa; Mollusca; Bivalvia; Mytilida; Mytilidae. The record is from RefSeq and is a predicted model, not a curated record.
AGGCAGUAGGGCUCGCAGAAAAGUGUAGUUAAUCUUUCGAAAACGCAUACGCUGUAAAAAUGGAACCAAAGAUAACUCUUUACAAAAACAAGAAAUUUGGAGGACGAAGCAAAGAAUUUACAAAAUCAUGUCCAGAUUUGCUUGAUGCUGGCUUCGAUGAUAUGACGUCAAGUGUUAAAUGCGAAAGAGGGGUGUGGAUACUAUAUCAGCUUAAGAACUUUAAAGGACGUAUAUGUGUCAUAGAAGAAGGGGAAGUUUACGAAAAGUUCACAAAGUAUUUCCAAGAUCGAGCUUCAUCUUUAAAAUUGCUAGAUGACAACGACUUCACUGAAGAGCCAGAGUGUACAGUCUAUGCUGAUGUUUUUAACGGGAGGUCUUUGACAUUCACUGAUGAUAUUGAGAACCUCAAAUGGUACAAAUUUGAUAACAAAAUGUCAUCAAUUGAGGUGAAAAGUGGCGCAUGGGUUGGAUAUCAACAUCCAAACUAUGGUGGAGAUCAAAGUCUGUUUCUGAAGGGGAAGUAUGUAUCUUCUAAUAAACCAAAUGAGGAAGGCGGAUUUAAGAAUGACAGGAUUUCGUCAUUUAGCAAGAUAAUGUUGAAACCAGCCACUGGAGUUAAUAUGAAGUUGCUACAGAUUGACUAUGACUUAGACAGAGCAGAUAUUAUUAGGACUCCCACGUCUGUCUUCAGCUGGACUCAAGUCAAUAAUACAUCAGUAGAACAGACGGUGACAAAGACAGACGAAAUAACCAUAACAAGAGAAGAUACGUAUGAAUUUAGAUGGGACAGAGCAGCUAAAAUAUCAACAACAAUGAAAGGAAAUGUUGGAAUUCCAUUAGUUGGCGAAACAGAAGUCAGUAUUAGCGCUGAAAUGUCUGUUAGUAUGGGACGGACUACAGGAACAAAAAAGUCAAAAACUGACAAAUGGAUUGCAGAGUAUCCUUCAAAAAUUCCCCGGUAUUCCACAGUUACGGUAACAUCAAAAUUAACCCAAGGAAAUAUCAACAUUCCAUUCACUGCCGUACUGUAUUAUGGAGAUGACACAGAGCGCACAAUAACAGAAAAGGGAGUGUUUUAUGGAUGCCAGUACUUUGAUUUUCAUACUGAAUUCAACGAAUCAAAAGUGCCAACUUAAACAUUCCAUAUCUUUGUACUUUUACAAAGAGUGAUAAGAAAGGGGAUUGAGCUUCAUAACUGUAUACUUUUUGCAUAAGAUUAUGCGCAGAAAUAAGUAGAUUUUCUUUUUAAAUAUGUGAAAUACAACCUUUCCAAUGUAAUAUAUUUUUAUAUUCUUAAUUUUGGUAUUUUAUGUGUUUCUUUGCUUAUAUUUUAUUUUAUGUUU